AUGGUGCGGGCCUACCUGCCGGAAGAGGACUUCAAAGCUAUGUCCUACUGGCAACAAUGGGAUGAGGUCGUGAAGAUGAUCUUCGAGGUCGGCGGCUUGCCUGCUUUACCGGCCACCAUGAUGCACCUAGUUUGGAACUUGCUCCAAAUGUGCUUGUGGUAUGCCACUGCUCGCGCAUUCCCCUCGGCCGACGGGUUCUACUUCGGCUUCCUCCGGAAUGCCCUCAUGGGCCACUUCUUGUUCGAGUUCCUAUCUUGGACAGGUACGUACUCAGGGCCGCUGAUGGGGAACAUCAACCCACCCUUCCCCUGGACCCGGAUGCGCUUCAUCCGCGGAACCAUCAAGGAGCCCUUCUUCCAGUGCCUGGGCUACAAGCGAACCUGGCUGGACGUUUUCGUGUGCUCCGCGGUGGUGCCCAUCAUGAUCUUUCUCCUGGUCACCCCGGAUGCCGGAGUUUGGGAGGCUCUCUGGCCCGCCUGCGUUUGGACGCUCUUCAUCCUGGACUACUCCUGCUACACAGGCUUUUUCGGUGCCUGGCAUGGGCCUGUCUCCUUGGUCUUUGGAUCAAGGGCUUUCUUCGGCCCCCAGGGGACGAAUGCUGGGCUACAGCUAGUCCUGGUGAUGACCUGGAUCGGCAGUGGUGUCGCCAAGCACGGGGACUGGUUCGUGGUGAACUUUGCGGCCGAGUGGGUGCUGCCCUACAUCUUUGCAGGAAGCCGCUUCUGGCAAAAUCUCAUCUACAAGGACAUCCCAGGAGGGGACUGCACCCCGACGCGACUGGCAGCUGUCUUGGGCUAUAUGGCUGCGAUACUGGAGUGGGCGGGUCCCUUAUUCCUGCUCUUCGCUCCUUUCUGUGGAUCCUAUCAGGUUUCCCUGACCCUACUAGGGCUGGGACUCAUGGUUCUGAUGCACAUCUACAUCAUCGUCCACCUGCCCUUCAUUGACGUUUUUGCCAUCAACUUGAUCCCAAUCCUCUGGUCCAUCUAUUGCUUCUGGUUGACCAGCGUAGGUUUCGAUUAUGCGGACUUGUGGCAAAUGCCCUUGCCUUUGAAACUCUGCUUUGUGGGCUUUGCUCUCCAAACCGUCUAUGGGCAGAUUUACACUGACCAGGUGUGCUACCAGAACUGUUACCGCUUCUGGUCCGGUAACUUCUCCUUUUCCUGGUUCCUGAUGACCGACUCCGCCAUAGAAAAGAUGAAGAGCCGCGUGAUCUCCACAGCAGUCUUCCCGCCUUCCGAAGACUUGAAAGCCUCCGGCCUCAUGGCGGAGUGGGAGUGCGACUUCUUCGCUUUUUUUGCUGUGGGACUGCUUUGGGCCAUAAUGCCCUCUCAGCGGCUCUUGCCGCUCAUGGUGCACGAGGUCAGGUGCUCAAGAAAGGAAAUACAAAAGCCAUCCCAAAAAAGACAGGGCUCGGGUCCCGGGUUUAGGGAGACCUUUUUGGUGGGGGUCUUGGGCGCUUCCGCAUCCCCCCCAAAUGAUACUACCAUACGAUUGUAG
Symbiodinium pilosum is the source of this 1497-nucleotide messenger RNA. The record is from the annotation of a GenBank genome assembly. Lineage: Eukaryota; Dinophyceae; Suessiales; Symbiodiniaceae.